This is a messenger RNA of Rubroshorea leprosula, 1588 nucleotides long. NCBI's taxonomy places the organism in Eukaryota, Viridiplantae, Streptophyta, Magnoliopsida, Malvales, Dipterocarpaceae. The record is from the annotation of a GenBank genome assembly.
CUCCAAUCAAAAAGAGUUAAGCUAUCUCUAUGUGUUUCUCUUCAACUUUAUUGGUCACUCUCACUCUAUCUCCAUCAUCUAGUUAGGUGCAGAUUAAGCUUUUGUUAAGGUCGGUGGGUCUAUAACUAUAUAUGAAAAUGUUGUCGAACAAAAUUAGCUCGAAUUGUCACUGGGAAAACUCAUCCUACUUCUUGGGGCUGAACGCAUCUGAGAAAGAUCGGUACCAUAAAUUUCUAAAUCCCUCCGGCAUCAUUCAAAUGUGCCUCGCUGAGAAUCAGGUUUCUUUGGACCUUGUUGAAUCAUGGAUUGAGAAGAACUUGGAUGCAGUUCGGCUGAGAAAAGAUGGCGCAUCUCUAUUCAGAGAACUAGCUCUCUUUGAGGAUUAUCACGGCCUUCAUGCUUUAAAAAUUGCCCUGGCAGGGUAUAUGGAAGAAAUUAGAGGAAGCAAGGCCAAAUUCUUUGAUCCACACAAGUUGGUGCUCACUGCUGGAGCAACUGCAGCAAAUGAGACUCUCAUCUUUUGCCUUGCAAAUCCUGGUGAAGCCAUACUUAUACCUACACCAUACUAUCCAGGGUACGAUAGGGAUCUUCAAUGGCGAACCGAGGUCAAAAUUGUUCCGAUACAUUGCUCCAGUUUAAAUGACUUUAGAAUAACCAUGUCGGCGCUAGAAGCAGCCUAUGAAGAUGCCCAGAAACUCAAUCUCAAAGUUAAGGCUGUUUUAGUGACGAAUCCUUCCAAUCCUUUGGGAAGAACUCUGAUCCAGGAAGAGCUCAACAAUCUCAUUUCUUUCGCCAUUGACAAAGAAAUUCACAUAAUAAAUGAUGAAGUUUUUUCUGGGACGGUUUUCGAUUCCCCCGGCUUCACAAGCGUUAUGGAAGCUGCUUCCAACAGAAACCUCCAGGGUUGUUCUGUCUGGAGCCGCAUCCACAUUGUCUACAGUCUCUCGAAGCAUCUCGGCCUCUCUGGAUUUCGUGUUGGAAUGAUUUAUUCUAACAACGAAGCCAUCGUCAGCGCCGCCACUAAAAUGUCGAGCUUUGGCCUCGUUUCGUCGCAAACUCAGUUCCUGCUGUCAAGCAUGCUGGUGGACAAGAAAUUCACCGCAAAAUAUAUAAAAGAGAAUCAAAAGCGGUUGAAGAAGAGGAAGGAGAUGUUCGUUUCGGAGCUGAAGAAGGCUGGAAUCGAAUGCUUCAGAGGAAAUGCGGGACUAUUUUGCUGGGUCGAUAUGAGGAAUUUUUUGUCGUCUUCGACAUUCGAAGCAGAGGAAGAACUCCAGAAAAAGAUGUUAUACUCUGCUCGGUUAAAUGUUUCUCCCGGAUCGUCAUGCCACUGCUCCGAACCUGGCUGGUUCAGAGUCUGCUUCGCGAACAUGCCGGAGGAAGCGCUGCGAGUUGCCAUUCAGCGUUUCAAGAUCUUCGCAGAACUGAGCACCGCCGCCGCUGGUGGCAACAGCCGCCAGUCUCUGCCUCAUGUGAAGAGAAAAUUGUCAAUCGUUAAAUAGGUUUGCAAAGUGACUCCGUCGGAUGCCGUGGAUAGCUCUGAUUUGCAUCAGGGAAGCAAAAGUGCAAGGAAAAAAAAAAAAAAAAAAAA